AUGGGCGUCUAUGAUGAUCGCACUCUCCAUGUGCCUAGACAUGCAGGCCGCGACGUUCUGCCUUGCCAUCCACUCUUCAAUCGCUUAGCAAGAUUUGCACAUGCAGUUCCAGCAAGGCUAUGCAUCCGGGACGUCAACACUGGUAUCGAAGCGACUCACUUGCAGCUGCUGACCGACGUGCUGGCCUUCCGAGAGCGGAUCUGGCAGCAACUGAACCCCGACGUUCGUCAGGCCUUGGAGCAGCGGCAGGAGGUAUAUAUUGCCAUACUGGCCGCAGGUGGAUAUGAGUUUGCUGUGGCUAUUCUCGCGGGUCUCGCCCUGGGAGCUGCAGUGGUUCCCAUGACUAUCGCUCUGCCGGCAGAGGAAGCUCUCUAUUUCGCAUCGAAAUCGAAAGCUGUUGCAGUCCUGGUUUCAGAUGGAGCAUUGCGUUUGGGCCUGUCACUGGAGAAGCUCGUGAAAGACCAGAAUCCUCGCAGCUCAUUCGUGUGUAUACCGGCUGGGCCAUCACUGAUGAGCUCGACGCUGCACCCGACCGAUAUCAAGGUCUCGUCAGAUCUGUAUCUCGACGAUAAUGCUCCAGGAGUGGUGAUUUUUACGUCAGGAACGACCGGCAGGCCCAAAGGAGCUGUAAUGCGGCGUGGUUUUAUCCACGAUGAGGCUUUGGCUAUCGUGGAUCACUACCACAUCACGCCAGACGAUGUCCUCCUGCAUGUCUUGCCAGUACACCAUGCAACCGGGAUAGGAAUGAUGUUCUUUCCAUUCUUGAUGGGCGGCGCAUUGCUCGAGUUUCGCAGCGGCAGUUUCAGUCCAGAAUGGACGUGGGAGCGCUGGAGGCGCAGGGGUGCGACAUUUUUCUCCGGUGUUCCAACCAUUUACAUGCGAAUGAUGCGAUACUUUCAGCAGAAAAUUUCCAGCACUCCUGACUCCCAGCAGUAUAUUAAUGGUGCGAGAAGUCUCCGAGCUUGUAUAUGCGGCACAUCGGCGCUGCCAAAGCCUAUCGCAGAUUUCUGGAAGGGCCUUCUUGGACGCCCUAUAUUGCUUCGAUAUGGCGCAACAGAAAUCGGAGCGGUCUUCAAAGUGCGCAUGAAUGAUGAAAAUGUACCUGAUGGCUCUGUGGGCACCCUUUUCGCAGGAUGUGAUGUCAAGCUUUCCGACGGCGAUCAGGGCGAGGUGCUCGUUAGGUCCCCGGGCAUGUUCAGCAAAUACCUCUUUGACCAGCAAGCGACAGCAACAGCACAUACAAAGGAUGGAUAUUAUCGGACUGGGGAUAUUGCUCGGCGAGAAGGUGAAUAUUUCUGGAUCAUGGGUCGAGCUUCUGUGGAUAUCAUUAAGUCGGGCGGAUACAAGAUCAGUGCACUUGACAUCGAGCGAGAAAUCUUGUCGCUUCCAUACAUUGCAGAGGCAAUGGUAGUCGGAGUGCCGGACGAUGAAUUCGGGGAGCGUGUAGCAGCAGCCGUGUGUCUUAAGAGCGAAGGAGAUAUGGCACCGGAAGACCGACAUCUCCUCGUUGAGUCCCUGACCAUCUCGAGAUUGCGCCAAGAUCUUCGCCGAAGGCUCGCGGGUUACAAGAUGCCGACGAUCUUGAGGGUGAUACCGGACGAGUUGCCCAAGUCGGGGACAGGCAAAGUCGUCAAGAAGCUACUUGGACCAGAAUUCUUUCCGCCACAAGAAUACCAGAAAUUGAAAGCAGUCCAGGUAUGGCGAAGAGAGGCGCCGAAGCUGUGA
Molecule: messenger RNA, 1725 nt
Organism: Pseudocercospora fijiensis CIRAD86
Lineage: Eukaryota; Fungi; Ascomycota; Dothideomycetes; Mycosphaerellales; Mycosphaerellaceae
Exons: 1
Coding region: 1-1725 (574 amino acids)
Biological process (GO): fatty acid metabolic process
Molecular function (GO): medium-chain fatty acid-CoA ligase activity
Source: RefSeq, a predicted model, not a curated record